Molecule: messenger RNA, 733 nt
Organism: Saitoella complicata NRRL Y-17804
Lineage: Eukaryota; Fungi; Ascomycota; Saitoellomycetes; Saitoellales; Saitoellaceae
Exons: 1
Coding region: 24-650 (208 amino acids)
Source: RefSeq, a predicted model, not a curated record
CAACACCGCAUGCACAAUGACCAAUGGAUCUUCCAGUCGUCCAGUCAAUAAGGGAGAGCCGAGCUGUUACGCUGGACGGGCUCAAGGACCUUCUGCAAUGGAAGAUGCAGCACGGCCAGCGAAGGCCUACCCUGCCCGCCCUCGUCGCUCGGAACAGUGAUGGCGCAGUGGCAGCCGCCUCAAAAGCUGCAUUCAACCCGGCUCUCACUCUGGACGAAGCCUUGAAAGAGAUCACCGUUCUACGCGGCGUCGGGCCCGCUCUUGGCUCGCUUAUUCUGGGCAUCGUCCGUGAUGAUGCACCCUUCUACUCUGAUGAAGCCGCUGUCAAGGUAUUGGGCUUGAAGAGUAGGAAAGACCUCAAAUACACCUUGAAGGAGUAUAAAGCGGUUGUUACUGCUAUUGAAAAGAUCUGCCAAGAGGCGGAGGAAGAGAUCUCGCCAAGAGACAUGCAGUGGAAGAUUUGGAGAGAGGUGCGUGGGGAAAGUGAGGCGCAUACAUCCCCGAAGGAGGAUGCUGCAAAGCCAAAGACGACGUCAAAGAAGCGAAAAGCAAAGGUUGGAGAAAGCGAAUCGGGUGACUCACGGCCCGAGCCCGUAGCGGAGCCCGAUGCCAAACGUAGGAGUACCCGAAAACCCCGUUCAUCGAAAUAGGUAGUCUAGUAAAACAUUAUGAGGAGAGUAUCAAGGAUAACAAUAUAUGAAAGCGUGCCUCACACGUACAACCCAAUGCCUAU